Molecule: messenger RNA, 3160 nt
Organism: Cyprinus carpio (common carp)
Lineage: Eukaryota; Metazoa; Chordata; Actinopteri; Cypriniformes; Cyprinidae
Product: guanine nucleotide-binding protein G(o) subunit alpha-like
Biological process (GO): G protein-coupled dopamine receptor signaling pathway; adenylate cyclase-modulating G protein-coupled receptor signaling pathway
Cellular component (GO): heterotrimeric G-protein complex
Molecular function (GO): G-protein beta/gamma-subunit complex binding; GTP binding; GTPase activity
Source: RefSeq, a predicted model, not a curated record
GAGGGAACUACAGAAUGAGAUGAGCUCGUGCUGGCUGUCACUGCCGCCGCCCAAUAGACACCCGCGAUCCGUAGCGCGAGCAGGACGACCUCCUCCUAAUCAAGAGGCCGGAGUGUGCGCCUGUACCUGACCUCAAUUCGGCUUGGAUGCUUUAGCAACAAUCGUCAGACUGAGCAAGCGAGAGAGGAGAGAGCGUGGGACAGAGACGGAUAUUUGGGAUACAGCUCUCGCGCGUCCCAGCUCUCGGUCUUGCAAUGGGAUGCACGUUAAGUGCAGAGGAGCGCGCGGCUCUGGACCGGAGCAAAGCGAUCGAGAAAAACCUGAAGGAAGACGGACUAAGCGCAGCCAAAGAAGUAAAAUUACUGCUGCUGGGCGGAGGGGAGUCGGGGAAGAGCACCAUCGUCAAACAGAUGAAGAUUAUCCAUGAAGAUGGGUUCUCUGGAGACGACGUAAAGCAGUUUAAACCUGUGGUCUAUAGCAACACCAUUCAGAGUCUCGCCACCAUCUUGCGAGCAAUGGAAACUCUUGGUAUAGAGUACACAGACAAGGACAGAACUGCAGAUGCUAAGAUCGUAUUUGAUGUGGUUGGUCGUAUGGAAGACACAGAGCCAUUUUCAACAGAACUGCUGGCUGCCAUGACACGUCUGUGGACUGAUGCUGGAACUCAGACUUGCUUUAGCCGCUCACGAGAGUAUCAGCUCAACGACUCGGCCCAGUAUUACCUAGACAGUUUGCAGCGUGUUGGAUCUCCAGAUUACCUCCCCACUGAACAGGAUAUACUCCGAACCAGAGUCAAAACCACUGGCAUCGUUGAGACACAUUUUUCCUUCAAGAACCUUAACUUUAGGCUGUUUGAUGUGGGGGGACAGAGAUCAGAGAGGAAAAAAUGGAUUCACUGCUUUGAGGAUGUGACAGCCAUUAUCUUCUGUGUGGCACUGAGUGGAUAUGACCAAAUGCUCCAUGAAGAUGAAACAACGAACCGUAUGCAUGAGUCUCUGUUGCUCUUUGACUCUAUAUGUAACAAUAAGUUCUUUGUUGACACAUCCAUCAUCCUUUUCCUAAAUAAGAAGGACCUUUUUGGAGAAAAGAUUGCGAAAUCUCCACUGACUAUCUGCUUCCCAGAAUACACAGGCCCAAAUACAUUUGAAGCCGCGGCUGCAUAUAUACAGGUUCAGUUUGAAAGUAAGAAUCGCUCUCCUAAUAAAGAAAUCUACUGUCAUCUAACCUGCGCUACAGACACAGGAAACAUCCAAGUGGUCUUUGAUGCUGUCACUGACAUCAUCAUCGCCAAUAACCUGCGCGGUUGUGGCCUCUACUGAGCUCCGACUCCGCAUGUUGCCCUUCCAAAUGGUAACAAGUGACUGAACUGACACCCCUGUGACUUUGGCCAAGGCACUCCCUUAUUUCAAUUCACUCUGUCAAUUUUUGUCUUUUGUUCAGAAUAUUUAUACCUUAUUUUCCUUUGUAGUUUGUCAGUACAUUGCUGGAGUAAAUAACGUAUGGGUGUGCAUGUAUAGUGUAAAAAUUAGUGUUUGGCCGGGCGUAGAUGCUUUAAGCCUGAGUGCAUGUGUGUGAGUGGAAGUCAUAACGAGUGAGAGUGUUUGACAGGUGAUAACACACAAAGGUUCUCUGCUGUAUAAGACACUUCCAAGUGCUGGCAUAAUCCAUUAAAAUGAUCUCAGAGUCCCAGAAGGAUCAGUGACUCUUGCAGGCUAAACAUCUAAAAAUAUUGAGUGACUGAGAGCAAGAUAUAUGGUGAAUCAUUUAGAAGAGCUGAAUGUCACCUCAGAAACUGAAUGUUGAUGAUGAGCUCUUUAAGCCAAAGUUGUUUGAGACCUGGCAUCGCUCCUUUUUAGGUCUCUGCUCAAUGGCUUCAGGCUGUGAAAUAAAAUGCCUUUCAGCAAAUGAAGCCUCUUACAAAGUGUGAUGUUGACAACAUUCUCACUCAACAUGAGCACAAAUAGUUCCAGAUCUUUUCAGUUGUUCGUUUCUGUACAAAUUAUUCUGUAGUUUAUUUAUUUAUAUAACUAUAAGCUCAUGUAUUUACAUAUUUUGUAUCGCCCCGCACUUUGUGCACCCUAUCAGUGUCGGGCUAUGAAUACAAACAAACUAGCUUACAGACGGAGAACUGCAUAAAUAUUAAGAUAGUAAUUCGGAUAUAUAUGUGUAUAUAUAUAUAUAUAUAUAUAUAUAUAUAUAUAUAUAUAUAUAUAUAUAAAUAUAUAUAACUGUAUUACUGAACGAAUGAGCUAUUGCUUCUUUUUAUCACUCUCUUUAACUGUUGACAUGACGUGUGAGAGUGUGUACAGAUGUGUGCGUGUGUGAUGCAUGCACACUCUUUAUUCAGUCAUGACUGUUACUUAACCCAGAUUUCUUUUCCUAUUUUCUCUGCUGUGGAUGGAUUUUUUUUGUUUGGUGCACUGAAUGUCCUCUUUUCCUCCCUUGGGGUCAUACUGCACUGUACUGCUGGGCUUAGUCUUCUGACCGACCAAUAAAAUGUUUACAUUAAAAAAGAAAACACUUUAGCACCAACUACUGGUUGUGUACUGAUUUGUCCCUCCUUUAACAUGGUAAGUCUAGUUUAACCUGCAGUUAUCAAGAAUUGGGCUGCGUAUAUAAUUGCGCAUAUAAAUACAUAAAAUAACAUCAGUGUCAAAUAUAAGAAUUAUAUUAUGCCUUUAUCUUUAUCUGAUGCCCACAUAAUACUGAAUCCCAAGUUCAUCCAUCAGCGCGCUCACACAUAUGACGUUCUCACGUAAUUGUGACGCACGAACGAGCGUUUCCAUUUAUUACUACCAGACAGAUUUUUUCCACGAAAGCAUCAUACAGUCGUUGGAAUUAGGGUGCCAAAAUGGACCAGUGUGACUGUUCUAAAUCUGGGUCUUGUAAAUGCGGGCAAAACUGCAAAUGCUCCAACUGCAAGUGCGCACAUAGCAAGAAAAGUUGCGGCAGUUGUCCAUCUGAAUGCAGUAAGGGCACAAAGGACUGCGAGAGCGCGUGCAAGGACAAGGAGAAGUCGUGCGACACACACUGCUGCAAAUGAAAGUCUGUGAUAUGUGCUGUGACACUGUGCUCCAUUAAUAAUGAUAACAUACAACAAAUCUUUCGUGUACUCCCUCAUUUGUUGUGAUUAUUGACGAAAUUAAAGGAUGUACUUUGA